GCGGUUUUUCCACAGAAGCCACGCCCCUUCGUUUCUGAUCGUCUAUGGCGGAUUAAUUUGUCAAAGAACAAAUUUUCCAAGUAAAGUAACCCGGAAUUAUGGACCACUACAAUGUCAUAGCGAACCAGCCUGUUGUUAUAGAUAAUGUAAGUAUAUGUAAGUUCUAUUUAAGAUUAAAACUGUGGUAUUUUGUAAGUAAAAUGACUGUACAUUGUGAUCAAAACAUCGGUAUAUUGUGUGCAUAUUUAUACCAAAUUUAUAUCAUUUAUUGACCUUGUGAUAUUUUCAAGGGAUCUGGUGUUAUUAAAGCUGGUUUUGCAGGCGAUCAAGUGCCCAAAUGUCACUUUGCCAAUUAGUAAGUUUAAAAAUGUCUACUGAUGUCCAACUUGGCAAACGUUUCUAAAUAUGAUUGUUUGUAGAGCUGUAUUUUAUAAAUAAUACGGUAUUGUGAGCAUUUAUACAUAUGUAUGUAUAUAGGAUGGCCUAGGCAGUCAUUGGUCUGAUUUAUACUACAAGUGUUUCAACUGUCAAUCAUAUCUGUCUGACAUCUCAACAUUCCUAGUGCAAUCAUAGGUGCAAUACAGUACAAACUAUAUGUAGUUGCCUAGUUGGGAACUUGCUAGAUAAUAUUUAAAUAUUAUUAAAUUAGUCUUUGACUCGAAAGUUUGGAAAUUGCAUGCCUGAAUUGAAAUUUUGAAAAUCUAAUAGUAAAUAUAUAGAAAACAUUAGGCUGUUUGCUGCGUCCCGAUAUUGUUCACUUUCAUUUCCCAUGUCUUGGAACUGAAAUAUUUUUACGGGAACUAACACUUUUGAAUACACUGAGUUCAAAUCCGAAAAGUUCCCGCUCUGUAGACCUGCAGUUGACCUAAGUUUGUUGCGAACAUGCCAAUUACAGUAUGUUGUAAAGUUUGGAAGUUGGGCGUGAACUUUGCAACAAGGUUUGCAAGUUCAUUUCAAAGUUCAAACUUUGAUUGUAAACAAAUGUUCAUAGUUGGAGUUGCACAUAUUACUGCAGUAAAAUAUUGGUCCAGUGGUCUCCCAAGACGAAAAAUGCCUUUUUAUUAAAUUUGAAAUGAACUUGCGAACUUUGUUGCAAAGUUUCCGCCCAACUUCCGAAUUUGGAAACAUAAUUGGCAAGUUGACAACACACUUGGGAACCACGCUUUGAAAAGUAAUAUGAAAUCAACAAUAAAUUAACAAAAGACUGGUUUUGCUCAAAUCAUUUUGAGUUAUGUAAUACUAUGCAUGUUGAACAUAAACAACAUAUCUUGUCUACAACUUUGAGAAGGUACAGAUAAAGCUUUCUAGAAUCCUCAGUUCUGGCUCUAUCUCUAUGAGAUCACAGCUAUGUUUCUGUGUUAGCAUGAUCAAGGUAUUUAAAACAAAAGUAACACGGAGCUAAUGGAAUGGCAAGGACAAUACUAAAAUGAAAUAUUGUCGAUGUGUUGCUGGUAAAAGACUUUCAAAUAAUCUUAACGUCUGAGAGAGAGGAAAGGUGUAGUAAAAAUUAAAAUCAUUGUGUCUGACAAUUUCUAGUGUUGGACGUCCAAAACAUGUUCGAGUUAUGGCCGGGGCAUUAGAAGGAGACAUUUUCAUUGGCUCAAUAGCCCAGGUAUUGUGAAUUGACUAUGACUAUUUUUAGUUGCAAACAUCAACAUAUUGACCGUAUAAUUAUAUAAUUAGGGUGGCAACCUUUAUUUUUAGGAACAUAGAGGACUACUGAAUAUUCGAUACCCAAUGGAGGUAAUUCAAACAUUUAAUUAAUUUAAUACAGUGUACAAAAGUAGAGACUCUUCGGAAACAUUGGUCUUAUGUUUUCUGAGAAUGGAUGGAUUAAAACAAAGAUGUACUGAGAGAUUACGGUAGUUGUCAAAACAUGUAAAGUACAGAAAUUGUAUUUUCAUUUAUUAGCAUGGGAUUGUUACUGACUGGAAUGACAUGGAAAGAAUUUGGCAGGUUAGUACUGAGGGCCAGAAUAGUUUGGUAACAGUAGCCGGGAACCUAACCACCACAGUUUACAAUUGUGAAUAAUUAACAACAACAAUGUUUAAUUGUUUUAUUUUACAGUUUAUUUAUUCAAAAGAUCAACUUCAGACUAGAUCAGAAGAAGUGAGUCUAUAAAAUUUAAGUUGCAAUUGUAUGGUAAUUUAAUUAAAUGUUAAUUGCUUCAAAAAUGUGACUAAUGACGAUUCUUAAAAUGUUUAAAAAUGUUCUAGCAUCCGGUACUUCUUACAGAAGCCCCGAUAAACCCAAGAAGAAACAGAGAAAAAGCUGCAGAAGUAAGACAGAAUUGUUUUCUGAGUAACAUAAUUAAUAUACAAUUUAUACCAGUGCUCAAAAUAACUUGAAAUGUAUUGGUCAAUCAACCAUAGUUAACCAUGAAUCAGUUGAGUUAGGCCGGGUCAACUUGACUGGCCGGGUCAACUUGACUGUUCACUUUUUCUUUUAAUUCUCAAUUUACCUGAGUUCUAACACAUAGAUUCCAUAAUGAUAUGUACAGUUAUGGCAUCUCCAUCUGUCAGUCAUGAUUUUGGUCCCUGGUCUUCUUUUACUGUAGUCAUAUUCAAAUAUUAUGUAUAAAGAUUUAAGAGAGAUAUUUUCCCACCUUUAAGCCCUGAUCCCUGAACACACUAGCAUUACUAUGAUAGGCAAAAAACCCUAAGCUUCUGUGUGUUUUUUUUGUUUCAGAUAUUUUUUGAGACUUUCAACGUUCCUGCGUUGUUUGUUUCUCUCCAAGCAGUCCUAAGUUUAUACUCAACAGGUCGGACAACAGGUGUUGUACUGGAUGUUGGUGAUGGUGUUUCACAUGCAGUACCUAUUUAUGAAGGAUUUGCCAUGCCUCACUCUAUCAUGAGGACAGACCUUGCUGGCAGGUAAAGUAUUGAUUGUUUAGUAAGCAUUCCUGGGGACUGGAUAUUACAAAAUUUAUUUGAAAUCUGUUUUAGGGAUGUCACCCGAUAUUUACGGUUGCUCCUAAGAAGAGAAGGUUUCAAGUUUCACACAUCUUCAGAAUUAGAAAUUGUUAAACAAAUUAAAGAGGUAAGGACUAGAGGUGUGCAAAUCCGAUCCGAAACUUAUCCGAUCCGAUUCGUUCGGAUUUCGGAACCAAAAUAUUCAUGUCGGAUCGGAUUGAUAAAGUUGUUUCGUAGUCUGACCAAAUCGGACUUUGAUAUCUGAAUUAAAAUGAAUUAAUUAUCCACACAUUAUCGCAAGAAAUAAUUAUCCAUGCAUUUAUCAAAGAUUAUCGUGGUUGUCGCUGCAUUAUUUGUUUGAUACUUCAAUUGGACGUCACUUUGUCAGUUUCUUGACAUGUAUUUCUUGCUUUUAUAUUUAUUUGGUUAAAUAUUUCAACUGGAAUGAGAAAUUUAUUUUUAGGGAUGAGCCGAUUAAUCGGUAAAUAAUCGGCAAAGCCGAUUAAUCGGCCGUUUUUUAAAUAAUCGGUAAUCGGCCGAUUAUUGCUUGAUAAUCGGCAAAUAAUCGGCCAUAAGACUUUCUCUGCAGCUGCCAAGCACAUGCUAAAAUACUCAAUACAAGCGAAUAGAUUUUCACAUUUUGUUGCAAAACCCGUGUCUUUUGUCUCAAGCAAAGUGAAGCUGGGAACAUUUCCACUGAAAAAUGACUAGCUCCGCAUAGCUGACAGUAUCCUGUUUUUACACGAUAAUCUGCCAAAACUAAACUUUGACUAUUGACAUGCAAGAUUGGAGCUGUUUUUGAUUGUACAUAGUGUGUAUUGUAAAACAAUACAGUAAAACUGAUCAUGCAUUAUUUUACAACUUCAUUGUUGGUCAUCUUGUGAUUUUUCGCUUGCUUUUUAAAAUAAUCGGCGGGUACCGAUUAAUCGGCCGAUUAGUUAAGAUAAUCGGCUUAUAAAUAAUCGGCCUCAGUAAUCGGCAAUUUUUCUUAUCGGCUCAUCCCUAUUUAUAUUAUUAAAGUAUUCAUCAGUCCGGUCCCCCCCCCCCCUUUCCAUUUUACCAGAAAAAUUUACAAUCUGUUGGAGUGUACAGUACUUAGAAAGAGUAUAUAUACAGGUUAAAUAAUUGGGAAUACACUUAAUAGUUAAAAUAUUUACAUCCUGUCAUUGCACCAUCACUGACAGCUAAAAGUUUAGGAAUUCCUAGUUCUAAAUUUCACUUGUAGUUAACAAUUCCUGUUUAUUUUCUCUGUAGCAAGUCUGCUAUUUGGUUCUAAAUCCUUUAAAGGAGGUAUGUAAACAUUCCUUGGAAACAACGUCCAUUCUUACUUGGACAAGUUUACAGUAUUUCAAAGCAAUGGUGUAGUGAUUGUAGUCCUGGAACGAUAACAAAGAACAUCGACAUGGAAUUUUAGUGCCACUGCCCCUCCACUACAGUCCUGUUUCAAAGCAUGCAAUGUGUGAAUUGGUUAGGAUUAGUGAAUUUCUACAAUUGUGUUCUUGUAGGAGCCAAUGGACACAGAUAAAGCAAAAUUUACGCUUCCUGAUGGCAGUACUCUUGAUGUAAGUAAAACAAAUAUGAACGUUUUGUUGCAAGAAAUACAGUAAAAGGAAACUAGGUAGGAUACUUGCUUUCAGCAAUAACCAUAAGCUAUAAAAGAUUUUCUGAAAUAACUUUUCUUGUCAAUUUUCUAUUUUUUACUCAGCCCGGCUCGUCGAGAUAUAGAGCGCCAGAACUAUUAUUUAGACCUGAUCUGAUAGGAGACGAAUCUGAGGGAAUACACGAGGUAAGCCAGAACAGACGUAUAGGAAAUCUAAAAUACUGUAGACAUUCAUAAAUAGCCACAGAUUUAGCAAACAAAAUCGUGACACAACAUUUGGACACUCUAGCACAGUGUUUUUCCCAGUGUGACCAGUCAUGGUUGCCAAUGUGAAAUAGGUGAUUUUCAUUUUUCAAGCAAUCCCACGACACCUUAACACAAAAGCAGAUAGGUGAAUUAAUGAGAUUCUAAUAGAUUCUUUAGUGUAAAUUCCCUCCAUAUGCACUAAACUGUGGCAUUAUGAAAAACACCUACAACCUCGUACCCAGGCUCUUUCCUCCAGCGAGGAGCGUAGUAGUAUCUUGCAAGGAAUUAAAGGUUUCUUGGUUUGCUCAUGUCGGAUUUCUCUACGAUAUGGAGAAACUGAGAGAUAUUGAGAGAGAGAGAGAUAUUGGACACUGACCAACUGUAAUACUCCCCGAUAAAGCUUUGUUUUCAUCAAUGCUAUGCCAAAUUCAGAAGCAUACUGUAGAAUAGACAUGUAGACAAUUCUAAAGCUUAGGUAGCUUUGUUCUAUUUUCCCUUACGAAAAAAGUCUAUAGGUGGCCAAUAGGUGCCUAUAGGAAAUGUUCCAAUUCCCUAUAGAAGCCUUUAGGCAUCUAUAGAGCUCUAUAGGCUUAUAGGCAUCCCUAUAGGUCACCUAUAGAAAAUGUUCCAAUUGCCUAUAAAAACCUAUAGGUUUCCUAUAGGAACCUAUAGGUUGGCCUAUAGACUUUUUUUGUAAGGGUUAUGCUUUUGUAAACUAGAAGAGUAGGAACUACCGUGUGAGCGAUCCAUAGUUGUGAAUUGGGUAUAAUAAACAGACGUAAGCCAAAUUUGUCUGUCAGUCUUUAUUAUUCUCCUUGCUCGCCUUUCUCUCGUGUCCGCUAAUGCCGCCUGCUAGACUCUCUAUUGCAGUAGUGAAAUCUGUCUGAUAUCAUGUCUGAUUGCCAUGAGUUUAUCAACCUUUUUGAACAAUUUUCCUUCACUGACAGGUUUUGGCUUUUACCAUUCAAAAGUCAGAUAUGGAUCUUAGGAAGACUCUUUAUGGUAACAUAGUAUUAUCUGGUGGCUCAACGCUUUUUAAAGGUACGCUUUUGAAGAAACAAUGGUUACAGUCCAUAUCCAUUUACAGGUAUUUCAACGACCCGGGGUUUGUUUCCUACAAUAUGUCGAUUUUAGUCUAGUACAAUAUGAGAAGAGUGCUUCCAUAUUGUCUCUACAUCAAACACCACAACUUCUCCAGCUUCUACAUAUUUUCUUGCUAAUUUGUUUGUCGUUUCCCAGGAUUUGGUGAUCGCCUGUUAAGUGAAGUUAAGAAAUUGGCUCCAAAAGAUAUAAAAAUUAGGGUAAGGUAUUAUGCAAUUAUUUAUGAAUGCUAGGCCCCAAUAAUGUUGUUUUCGGAUUCUACCUUUAAUAUUUGUCACAAAUAUUUCUUUUAGAUUUCUGCCCCGCAGGAAAGACUGUAUUCAACUUGGAUAGGGUAAAUAUUCAAUAUUUUCAUAAGAGUUUAUGGUUUCCGGAAAUGUGACAAAGAACAAUAGCCAUGUCGCUGAGCAUUUGUUGCAGAACAUCGUUGGCUCAGUCGAGAAUUUUCGCGCGCUUUUUGAUUUGCUUUACUUUGUCAUGGCCAUUUGCAUAAAUAUAUGGCGGCUCAAAUUUAUAAGUUUAAAGUGUUCUUAAUCAUGUUUUGAUACCAAAUAUUGUUAUUUGGCUUUUAACUUUUUCUUAACCUCAAAAUUGUAACAGUAAAUAACAAAAUCCGCCAACUAUGUCGUUUGCCAAACUUUACCCAUUUCCAAAAACUCGACACUAAUUGGCCACUACCUCUAAAUUGUACCGUCUUUUGUAGGGGUUCUAUUCUAGCUUCAUUAGAUACUUUCAAGAAAAUGUGGGUUUCCAAGAAAGAGUGGGAAGAAGAAAACACGCGCGUGCUUCAUAGAAAAACUUUCUAAGAGCUAAUAUUAAAUUCUAAACUGAAGUAUACACGAUCGCCGCGACCUGAAUAUAUCAUGUUCGGAUUCGAAGCCAGCAAAUUGAAAACUUAAUAUUUAUAGCGACAUAUGAUAGUGUGAUACUCUGUUUAACGCGCGCAAGGACCUGGAUCAAACCAUAUAUAAUACAAAUGGUCACGGAAUAAAAUACGAGGCUGAUUUUACUCUGCUCGAAAUAAUGCCGGGAGAUGGGAAGCAAUGGACUGUACUGUUUAUUUCACUCUUGCCUUAAUGCAGUGCUGGAUACUAGGGGGUGAUGGGGGAGCGUUUUGCAAGCCUUUAAAUGGUAGCCGAGUAACUGUAACAAAGCUAUAACAAUAAUUUUAACCAUGAAUGUAUAAGUUAAGCUAACUAUUGCAUAGAAUUUAAGGCAACAAAAUGUCUAAGAUUGCCAGCAACAAAAGGUGGUCAUACAUAUGCUAGCAACCUAAAUCCCCCCCCCAAUAUUUCGCGAAGCGACGGUCACUAUCCAAAUGGCAUCGUUUUCAUGUGGUUAAUUUCCUCGCGUUUCGUCCACAUUGGGUUUAAGGAUGGCUUUGUGAUUGGGAUCAAGAUCAAAGAGAAGCAGGGCACGAAACAUAAGGACAACCUUCAUGUACGUCUGCCUUGCUAAAACAAGGAAACAUGAAAAACGAGGUCAUUGGGGCAAAAGUGAGAGAAACAGUAAAGUCUAUUUGAGAGAGAAAAGUUGAAACGUUUUCGGUUCAAAUUAUGAAUCUGGAAGUUAGUGUUCUCUGAACUCUCGUUAUUUUGAGCGCUGGUUUUUUUAUUACACUAUAUUUAACACGCAUGAAGUUUUUUUUCCAAUGCAGCCGAGCAGUUCGAGUAGUUCAACAGUAAUAUUCAGGCAUUAAAUCUCGCAGUGUGCUAAAAACCAAACCAAAUAUGACGACUGAUAUAUGUGAUUUUCCAAUCAUGUAAUUUCGACAAAAAGACAAAACCGUUAGAAGAAGUGAAAAGAACAUCCUAUACAGAGCAUCUUUGGUUUUUUAUUGCAAUUUAAAGGUAUUAUUAGACGUAUCAAGCAUAGCAAUUCUGAUGUAUAUAUGUAUUGUGAUUAGUAAAUGUAUUUUAACAUCAA
This is a messenger RNA of Paramuricea clavata, 7785 nucleotides long. Lineage: Eukaryota; Metazoa; Cnidaria; Anthozoa; Malacalcyonacea; Plexauridae. The record is from the annotation of a GenBank genome assembly.